This is a messenger RNA of Phacochoerus africanus (Common warthog), 1660 nucleotides long. RefSeq names its product F-box protein 47 (gene FBXO47). The coding region runs from base 169 to 1524 and encodes 451 amino acids. NCBI's taxonomy places the organism in Eukaryota, Metazoa, Chordata, Mammalia, Artiodactyla, Suidae. Gene Ontology annotation, molecular function: protein binding. The record is from RefSeq and is a predicted model, not a curated record. The transcript has 11 exons.
CGGACCCUCCCUCUUCCUGGCGGCAAAAUCUUUUUUUGAGGAAAAUUUUUCUAAAACAUUAAGAAGUUUGAGGAUGGAGGGGCAAAACGACUAAAUCGCAUUUUCCUGUGAUCCUUUAGCCGGGAAAUUGUCCAAAUCUGUGGAUAAAUUCAUGAGAUAAGAAAAAGGAUGGCAUCUAGAGUAAAUUCCAGUUUCACUUUGAUUCCCAACCAGAAAUACAGACGUAGCAAUCGUCGAUCCAGCUAUUUUUCCAACAACCUUGCCUCAGAUUCUCAGCCCUUAUCAACGCUUGGAAAUUUUAAAGCCUUGCCAUUGGAAAUAUUCCAAAUAAUCUUAAGAUACUUGUCAGUGAAGGAUAUCAGCAUGCUAAGCAUGGUGUCCAAAACAAUCAGCCAGCACAUUAUUAAUUAUAUCUCAACCUCAUCAGGAAGCAAAAGACUCUUACUACCAGACUUUCAUAAUCUUGAGCUGCCUGACAGGAAACAAGAAUCUGCCAUAUUGGAAUACUACAGAUCUCUAGGUCUGCUAUUUAAAAGAUGUACAUUGCUGCUACCCACAAAGGAAAGACUAAAGUACAUUCACAAGAUACUCGCAGAAGUUUCCUGUUUUAAAUUCAGUGGCUGUGCAGCUCCAUUGCAAUGUUUAGGAUUACCAUGUUACGGCAUGUUUUUACAGACCUUAACAGCAGGUUGGGAUGAACUUGAGUGCCAUCGUGUUUUUAACUUCUUAUGUGAGCUGACUAAUCUCCCCCGCAAGAUGCAGACAGUUGUCUGCAGCAAACCAGGCAGUGCCCGAAAGCUGGAGUUAAGGAUCCGACUGUUUUGUAGGAGGGUUCUGCUUGAUCACUGGACCCAUCGAAGUGAUUCUGCAUUUUGGCUAACACGUAUAUUAAAACCGUGGCCCAUGGUGAAUCAGGCAAGAUUACUGUAUAUCAUCUUUGGACCAGUAUCUCCUCAGGAUGGACAGGUGGUUUGGCAGAGAAUGAUAGAAGGACCUACAGAUGAACCCAGUUUGAAAGGUUUGGCUGAUGCCAUUAAAUUACUAUAUGACACAGGCACCAAAGAAUGGACAGCAGAUGAUAUUAUCAGCCUUGUAGAUGAACUAUCAGUGGUUCCUCGUGAGUGGCUUCUGGAGAAUAAUGCACGUCUCCUAAUCCUAAGUGGGAACAACAUCUGUUUCACUUUCAUGGCCAGUAAAGCUGUGAAGGGACGGGCCGUUGAACUGGCAAGGCUGAUAGUCUUUUUGGCUUUGGUAUGUGAGAAGGAACUAUACUGCAUGGACUGGGCGGUUAAAAUGAUGCAAAAAGUCUGUAAAGUCUUUAGCACUCCAGUGGAAAGAAAUAACUUCCUGCAGAGUGUGGCAAAUGCAUUUGCAUGUGUUACAAUGGAAAUGCUGCAAUCAGUUAUGUCUGGAGACCGUGAUGAAGAUGACAGAAGUUUUUUGAAUUUGUACCACCUUGUGCAAGCUCAGGCUAACUUCCAUAAGGAGGUCCUGUCUUUGACCGUGAAUACUCUUUCUACCUAAACACUCAGAAAGCCUUGCAUUUAGAGAAUAUCUCACUGAACUAAUAAUGAAAAUAGCGCUACUUUCCACACUCAAAGAAUAGCAUCCAUGGGACUUUUUAUCACAUCUAAGUAAUUCAAAAGCACGAGAAAAUUCU